AUGAAGUCCUUCGGGUGUCUCAGCUCGCCUGCACAGCAGCAGCAGCAGCAGCAGCAGCAGCAGCAACAGCAGCAGCGUAGCAACAGCAGCAGAAGCAGCAGCAGCAGCAGCAAAAGCAGCAGCGCAGCAACAGCAGCAGAAACAGCAGCAGCAGCAGCAACAGAAGCAACAGCAGCAGCAGAAGCAACAGCAGCAGCAGGAACAGCAGCAGCAGCAGGAACAGCAGCAGCAGCAGGAACAGCAGCAGCAGCAGGAACAGCAGCAGCAGCAGCAGCAGCAGCAGCAGCAGCAGCAGCAGCAGCAGCAGGAAUAAAAGAGGAAAAGAGGAAAUGGAAAAGAAAAGUCUUACAGGUAAAGGCCGCCUGCAGCAGCGCCAAAGAGCGGAAGCAACUUUUGGGGUCCGGGGCUUCUUUUAAAAUUCCCUUUUGA
Eimeria necatrix is the source of this 429-nucleotide messenger RNA. RefSeq lists its product as hypothetical. The record is from RefSeq and is a predicted model, not a curated record. The transcript has a single exon. The coding region runs from base 1 to 429 and encodes 142 amino acids. NCBI's taxonomy places the organism in Eukaryota, Apicomplexa, Conoidasida, Eucoccidiorida, Eimeriidae.